Molecule: messenger RNA, 873 nt
Organism: Amblyraja radiata (thorny skate)
Lineage: Eukaryota; Metazoa; Chordata; Chondrichthyes; Rajiformes; Rajidae
Gene: prop1
Product: PROP paired-like homeobox 1
Exons: 2
Biological process (GO): regulation of transcription by RNA polymerase II
Molecular function (GO): RNA polymerase II transcription regulatory region sequence-specific DNA binding; DNA-binding transcription factor activity, RNA polymerase II-specific
Source: RefSeq, a predicted model, not a curated record
UCAGUUGACAGCAGGAUUUACAAGUUCCCUGAGAGCUCAAGUUCGGGUGACAACUCCUGCCUGCCAGUCAGUUUGCACGGACCACCACACUACCCAACGCCUGCACGCAGACGUCAUCGGACCACCUUCAGUCAGGAGCAACUGGAACACCUGGAGGCCACCUUCAGUAAGAACCAUUAUCCAGACAUCUACUGCAGGGAGGAGCUGGCCAAGAUCACCAAACUGAAUGAGGCACGCAUCCAGGUGUGGUUUCAAAACCGACGUGCAAAGCAUCGGAAACAAGAACGCACUGUUCAGAAGUCGAUCCCUCCCACUGUUAUUUCUGCCUGUAGUGGCCUGAUACCUGCUGUUUGCCCAAUGUCUACUUCAGCCAGACCAUACCACCAGUACCCUCAUGCUAUAAAUCAUAUGUCACGCUUCUCAACGAUGGCAAGUGCCUAUGGUUCCCCUUCAGCUGUCAGCCAAUUCUCCUACACUAGUACACAUGCACAAUUGGCCUCUGCACCACCUGCAACCAGGCAGCAUGAGGACUGGUACAGUCCCCUACGCUCCAUUAACUCUCCCACAGCUGGCUUACCCCCAUCAAUGCUUGCCCUGGGACCCAUGCCAGGUCUGGAUCCACAAACACACUGGAGCUAAUUGCUAAAUGAAAAGGUGUCGUUUUCAAAAGUAAAAUCCGGGUAGAUUAUGUAACAAUAUCCCCUGGUUAUCUGCUAGCCGUGCACUAAUUUAGAAAAUUGUAUUUAAACAAAUGUGCCCAAAUCAAGGAUUUGUUCAUUAGUGAUAAAGAUCAUGCAAGAUAUUUCAUGUUAUAACGUUUGGGAAUCAAUUAUGAAAAUAAAAAUAAUGAUUUAUUAAAAGUUGUGGUUCUUG